UCUGUGCGGGGGCACCCCCGAGCCCUGUGCGAUGCACUCGGCACGGCCGGGUUUGCACGCAGCGCUGUGCGGUGAUAGGAGCCGCCAGCAGUCCCCAGCUCCGCUCGCUGCUUCGGGGCCCGUGUGCAGGGCUGGCGGGGGCGGUGGUUUUGCGCCCGCUCCCACGCCUCCGCCGGGAUAAAUAGGAGGCGGCGGGCAGCUCCCCUCCACCUCGCCUCGCCUCCUCCGUGUGACUGAGCCGCGCCCGAGAGCCAUGGAUCCCCAGGACUGUCUUUGUGCUACCGGUGGCUCCUGUACCUGUGCUGACUCCUGCAAAUGCAAGAAUUGCAGGUGCACCUCUUGCAAAAAGAGUUGUUGCUCCUGUUGCCCAGCUGGAUGCAAUAAUUGUGCCAAGGGCUGUGUCUGCAAAGAUCCAGCAACCAGUAAAUGCAGCUGCUGUUCUUAAAAUGGCUAUUUUCUGUUCUCCUGUAAAUAUUCUGUAUGAAAGGAGAAACUAAUUUUGUUUGUAAUGUAGCAAUGACUAUUUUGUACCUUUCAUAGAAAUGUUGAUUUGAGGUUGAAUGAAAAUAAAGGCCAUGAUUGGAGAAAUGUAA
Molecule: messenger RNA, 593 nt
Organism: Caretta caretta (loggerhead turtle)
Lineage: Eukaryota; Metazoa; Chordata; Testudines; Cheloniidae
Product: metallothionein
Biological process (GO): intracellular zinc ion homeostasis; cellular response to copper ion; cellular response to zinc ion
Cellular component (GO): cytoplasm; nucleus
Molecular function (GO): metal ion binding
Source: RefSeq, a predicted model, not a curated record